AUGGAAGACGACGAGCAAGGUUAUGAUGUGAAUCGUUUUGUAGGCGAAGUGAGAGAAGAUCUGCUCUGUUCUGUUUGUCAAGAUGUGCCAAAGGACCCAAGGCUUUGCCAGAAUAAAGACCAUAUAUUUUGUUUAGCUCAUAUAUCACGACAUCUCCAUGAAAAUUCUCACACAUGCCCAGUUUGCAGAGACCCCCUGACUCCAGAAACCCUGAGACGUCCUACAGGAUUUUUGAAGAAUUAUUUGGAAGAUCUGAAAAUCAAGUGCGACCACCAUGAUCGUGGCUGUCCCGACGUUGUUCGGCUUGAAGAUCUUCAAAGACAUGUCGAUCAAUGUGGAUUCGAGCCUGUCAUGUGUGGAAAUGAAGGAUGUGGGACGGAGGUCAAUAAAAGUGAUAAAGAAAACCAUGAAAAUUUUUUUUGCCAAUUUAGAAUCGUCAAAUGUCGCGACUGCAAAAACAGUAAAGCACGUGAGAAUGGAAUAAAAGCAAGCCAAGAUGAAAUUAAGGCUAGCCAAGCUGGAAUGAAAGCAAGUCAAGAUGAAUUGAAAGCAUGUCAAGAUGAAAUAAAAGCAAGCCAAGAUGAAAUUAAGGCAAGCCAAGAUGAAAUAAAGGCAAGCCAAGAUGAAUUGAAAGCAAGUCAAGACGAAAUAAAAGCAAGCCAAGAUGAAAGUAAG
Paramuricea clavata is the source of this 675-nucleotide messenger RNA. The record is from the annotation of a GenBank genome assembly. NCBI's taxonomy places the organism in Eukaryota, Metazoa, Cnidaria, Anthozoa, Malacalcyonacea, Plexauridae.